GGAUGCAGAGGAUGCUUAGUUCUCAUCUAUCACAGAAGCUGUGGCAGCCAUGUCUGAGGAUCAUGAAGGGGAUCCUGGCUCUGGGCUGUGCAGGGUGUCUAUACUCUGUUGUCUCACACUGGCAUGUUCUUAUGUAGGCAGCUUGUAUGUAUGGAAGAGUGACCUUCCCAGAGACCACCCUGCUGUGAUCAAGAGGAGGUUUACCAGCGUACUGAUUGUAUCCUCAUUGUCCCCAUUAUUCCUGUCAGUAUGGAAGGAGUUAACUGGAAUCAAGACAGAUGCAGCUUUCCUUUCCCUUAUGGGUUUCCGUCUUGAAAGCAUUCUUACAGCUACAGUUUUACCUCUGUUAUUGACCAUGAUAUUGUUCCUUGGUCCUCUUGUCCAGCUCUCUAUGGAUUGUCCAUGGGACUUCCUUGAUGGCUUGAAAGUAGCUUUUGAUCCUAGGUUCUGGAUGCUCUGCAUAACUGACAUGCGGUGGCUACGUAACCAGGUGAUUGCCCCACUAACAGAGGAGUUGGUCUUCAGGGCCUGCAUGCUUCCUAUGUUGGUACCAUGUACUAGCCCUGGGACAGCUAUCUUUACAUGUCCAUUAUUCUUUGGCAUUGCUCAUUUCCAUCACGUUAUUGAGCAGCUACGAUUUCGACAUGGUACUGUUGUGAACAUAUUUCUGUCAGCUGCAUUUCAAUUUUCAUAUACUGCAGUGUUUGGAGCUUACACAGCCUUUAUCUUCAUUAGAACAGGGCAUAUUAUAGGACCCGUACUUUGCCAUUCCUUCUGCAAUUACAUUGGAUUCCCAGCAAUAUUUACAGCUUUGGACCAUCCACAACGCAUAACUAUUCUCAUUUUCUACAUUCUUGGGGUUGUACUUUUUUUUCUUCUACUUAAUCCCAUGACUGAUCCUGCUCUGUAUGGGGACAUACCUAUCUGUUACUUAUUGGAGAGAGAAUCCGUAGACCACCGCUCACUUUGUUCCUGACAUCAGAAGCUGUCAUUACGCUGACCACCUUGAAUGUUCUAUUAAGUCUGGCAAAAGAUGAUUAUAUGGUCUUGUGAGUCCAUCUGUUUUAACACAUGUGGUUCACAAGCACCCCAGUUUCACACAUGUGGCAACCUGAUCAGGUGCAGAAAUGUUGGUUAAGCUUUGUUUAGAUGUCAUAUGAACUACUGAAUGUCAGCUUAAUGACUGGUUUUGUGCUGAGCCAUCUUUUAAUAAUUUUAAGAAAUGGACAUUUUUUGACAUUAUUACCAAACCCAUUCAGAGCGAUGGAUUCACAGUUGACCUAUCUUUUUAGGCUACAUUUUUAAGACCAGGUGCUCUUCACCAGAUAUCAUAUAUAUUUUUGGAUGUAAAUGUAUUACAUAAUGCUAUAUUUUUUUACAUAUUGAAACUAGUCAUAAAAUAUUUUCAGCUUUAUUGAAGCAUGGGUAAAAGUUCUUGAAAGAGUCUUACAAAGGACGUUCAGAGCCAUGUACCUUCUGUACUCCUCUUUCUCAUAAUGACAGUGGGAGACAUGUUUGUACAGCUGAACUUUUUUUUUUUAGUGAUGGGAGUUUUCAGAAUUUCAGUUAAUUAUUAUUUAUGGAUAAUGGUGAAAAGCUGCUAUAAAAGGUCAUGUUGGCAACUACAAGGGUUCAGUCUUUGUAUCUGUACUUCUGCAUCUGCUGCUGUUUAAUUUCUUUUAUUUGGAGCAAGGGCUAAACUGUAUGUGGAUUUUUUUUAACACUUCUUGACAUCAAAAUUAUCUGCUUGCUUGUUCAAACCACUGAAUUCGUUUUUUUUGCAGCUAAGGCAGUUGCCAAUGAGGUUAACCUCAAGCUAGUAAAUUAUGUAAAAUCUCAUGUGUAGCUGAACCCUAAACAUUGGUGCAUAUGAUUACAAUAAAAGAAGAUAAACCCUUUCCUUCACUAGGCACAGAGUAUAAAAUAAACUCACUGAGUGAUAGAAA
Messenger RNA from Rana temporaria (common frog), 1946 nucleotides. It is a transcript of the gene RCE1, whose product is annotated as Ras converting CAAX endopeptidase 1. The transcript is spliced from 8 exons. Gene Ontology annotation, biological process: CAAX-box protein processing. NCBI's taxonomy places the organism in Eukaryota, Metazoa, Chordata, Amphibia, Anura, Ranidae. The coding region runs from base 50 to 976 and encodes 308 amino acids. Gene Ontology annotation, cellular component: endoplasmic reticulum membrane. The record is from RefSeq and is a predicted model, not a curated record. Gene Ontology annotation, molecular function: metalloendopeptidase activity.